Syzygium oleosum is the source of this 1583-nucleotide messenger RNA. RefSeq names its product aspartyl protease family protein At5g10770-like. Gene Ontology annotation, molecular function: aspartic-type endopeptidase activity. Lineage: Eukaryota; Viridiplantae; Streptophyta; Magnoliopsida; Myrtales; Myrtaceae. The transcript is spliced from 3 exons. Gene Ontology annotation, biological process: proteolysis. The record is from RefSeq and is a predicted model, not a curated record. The coding region runs from base 29 to 1462 and encodes 477 amino acids.
CAUUUUACUUCCUAUUGGUAUCUGAUCGAUGGAGGGCUCAUUUUUCUGUGUGUUUAAGAGGGUUCUCCUCUUCCUCUCUCUCCACGUCCUCAUGACUUGCUUCAUGCACCAAGGUUAUACUUAUGGAGUAGAAGGGAAGAUUGCAAGCCACACUGUGUCAGUUAGCUCUCUAUUGCCUUCUCCUUCUUGCUCACCUUCCACUACCAAAGCUAGCAACCGAAAGUCGACCAUGGAGGUAAUUCACAAGCAUGGCCCAUGCUCUCAGCUUGUUCAAGACCACAAUCCUCUGAAUCACACCAAAAUCCUGCUCCAAGAUGAAUCAAGGGUCAAGUGGAUCCAGUCCCAAUCCUCCAACAGCAGCGACAGCCUAAAAGCUUCGGCAGUGGCCCGUCUUCCAGCGAAGUCUGGCAUCACCAUCGGCACUGGCAACUACUUAGUGACGGUCGGCCUUGGCACGCCAAAAAAGGACCUCACUCUCAUUUUCGACACCGGCAGCCCUCUCACGUGGACCCAGUGCAAGCCUUGCGUGGGAUCUUGCUACAGUCAGUCUGACCCAAUCUUUAACCCAUCGCAAUCAUCGUCCUAUGCUAAUGUCUCGUGCGGCUCAAAAUCAUGCUCUCAACUUACUUCCGUCCUCGGUGGUUCACAAUGCAGCGGAUCGACAUGUCUAUUUUCCAUCCGAUAUGGCGACAAUUCGUCUUCGAUAGGCUUCUUCGCAACUGAGAAGUUGACCAUAUCGCCCACAGAGUUGAUCGACAAUUUCAAAUUUGGCUGCGGUGAGAACAACCAAGGCCUCUUUGGCAGAGCCGCAGGGUUGAUUGGACUCUCAGACAACAAUAUCUCCAUCGUGGAACAAACUGCGGCCAAAUAUGGCAAGUAUUUCUCCUACUGCUUGCCCUCUUCCACUAGCUCCACUGGACACUUGACUUUCGGCAAGGACAGCGGAGCACCGAGCUCAGUUAGCUUCACGCCGUUAUCUAUGGUCCCACAAAGCUCACAAUUCUAUGGAAUAAGUAUCGUAGGAAUUAGUGUAGAAGGAAAUCCUCUAUCAAUACCAUCGACGGUUUUUUCAAGUGGAGGUGCCAUCAUCGACUCGGGAACUGUCAUUACCCGAUUGCCUCCAACAGCCUAUAGCGCCUUGCGAACCGCAUUCAGGAAAGCGAUGGCAAAUUACACGACAGGCCCGGCAGUUUCCCUUUUCGAUACUUGCUAUGACUUUAGCAAAGAGAGCAUAGUCGUGAUCCCAUCGAUAACAUUCUCUUUCGCCGAGGGAGUAGACAUCGAUUUGGACCCUAGCGGGAUAUUUUACGUCGAGAGGGCCUCACAAGUUUGCCUAGCGUUUGCAGCGAAUGGUGCUGAUAGUGAUCUGGUCAUUUAUGGUAAUGUGCAGCAGAAAACGUUUGAAGUUGUGUAUGAUGUUGCUGGAAGAAAGCUAGGCUUUGGUCCAAAUGGCUGUUCCUAAGAUGGAUGGAUUAAAACGAAAGUUAUUUAUAGAUAUACUCCAUAACAAUUAGGAGUAUACAAAUUGAAUAUGUCAUCAUCAACUUUCGCCAUUAUUGAUUAAACGUUUUGAAUUUUAACAA